Molecule: messenger RNA, 488 nt
Organism: Salvelinus sp. IW2-2015
Lineage: Eukaryota; Metazoa; Chordata; Actinopteri; Salmoniformes; Salmonidae
Gene: cfap298
Product: cilia and flagella associated protein 298
Biological process (GO): regulation of cilium movement
Source: RefSeq, a predicted model, not a curated record
AGUUCCCAGAGCUGGUGGACCACGGGGUGACGCUGCCCCCCAACAUGCAGGGUCUGACGGAUGAACAGAUUGUUGACCUGAAGCUAAAGGACGAGUGGGAGGAGAGGUGUGUCCCCAGCGGGGGACCUGAAUUCAACAAGGAUGAGAUCGGAAGGAGGAACGGACACGGUGAGUCCAGAGGUGUCAAAGACCACAAUAAACAUACCAACCAAAGAGACAAAAAACUCAUCUCUAAGAAACAGGCGGUGGCUGGUGUGUGUGUUACCAUGGAGAUGGUGAAGGAGGCGCUGGACCAGCUGAGGGGCGCGGUGAUGAUCGUUUACCCCAUGGGCUUGCCGCCACACGACCCAAUCAGGAUGGAGCUGGAGGACCAGGAGGACCUAUCAGGAACACAGGUAGGUAAACAGCAGGCCUCUUCCUGGGUAGUCACAUCACCACCGGAUGGCUUCCCCAUAGAGAACAUCUAAGUCCUUCUAUUUAUUAAUGGA